Messenger RNA from Ilyonectria robusta, 1140 nucleotides. RefSeq names its product kinase-like domain-containing protein. The record is from RefSeq and is a predicted model, not a curated record. Bases 1 to 1140 code for a protein of 379 amino acids. The transcript is spliced from 5 exons. Lineage: Eukaryota; Fungi; Ascomycota; Sordariomycetes; Hypocreales; Nectriaceae.
AUGACCCCUGACACUUCCCUUGCGGCCGGCUCGCGGCAUGACCUUGAUGAUGACGCUCUAGGUGAUUAUCUUGCUCAUUCAGGAGACAUUGCCCUUCUACAGUUGCCAGUCGUCACUACAAAGAUCGGCUAUGGGCAGAGCAAUCCAACCUACUUUGUUGAUGAUGCAGCCGGCGCUAGAUUUAUUCUCAGAAAAAAGCCGCCAGGAAAGUCCAUCAGUCCAGUGGCGCAUCAAGUGGACCGUGAAUACAGAGUUCUCAAGGCACUUGGAUCUGUUGAAGGCUUCCCUGUGCCUCGAGUCUAUACGUUUUGCAACGACCUCUCGGUCAUUGGAACUCCCUUUUAUGUCAUGGAGUUCGUUCAAGGCAGAAUCAUUACAGACACUGACUUAGAAGAGCUUUCACCAUCUGAUAGACGAAAGGCUUGGUUCUCCGCCAUCGAAACUCUGGCAUGGCUUCAUUCACUCGACCCCGACGCAAUUGGACUUGGGGAUUAUGGCAAAAAGACGGGCUUCUAUGCUCGGCACUGCAAUACGUGGAGCAGAGUCGAAGCUCAACAAGGCGCAGUCAAAGACAUCAAGACCGGCCAACUUCUGGGGAGAGCUCACGAAAAAUAUGACGAAAUCAUGGACUACGUCAGAAACAAUUUGCCAGGUGAACGGACUCUCCAUGAUAAGAUACUUCAUCCUACCGAGCCACGAGUUAUCGCAAUCCUCGACUGGGAAUUGUCAACCAUAGGCCAUCCGUUGAUGGAUCUUGUCUUUCACGUCAGCCCCUUCUUUGACGAUUACAUGAAAGUUGGAAAGAUAUCAUCAACACCAGCAGAGUCACCAUACAAGCCAAAGAAUAGGAAGUUGAGUGGCAUGCCUGAGCCGCAGGAGCUGCUCGAUCGCUAUGCCGAAAUAGUUGGAUUCGACGUUCGCAAGGAUGGGCGAGGGAAGGAUUGGGAAAUGGCAACCAUUUUCCAAUACAUUAGAGGAGCUACAAUCAGCCACGGGAUUCAAGCGCGGACAAUCAGCGGUAGAGCUAGCAGUGAAUUUGGUCAUAUUUACUUUGGAAAGACCAAGCAAUCCCUAGACGCGGCUUGGAAGCGGGUGGAGAGGCUCAAGGAACAAGAGGCUGAACCACGUGGCAAGCUGUGA